This is a messenger RNA of Emiliania huxleyi CCMP1516, 249 nucleotides long. RefSeq lists its product as hypothetical. The transcript has a single exon. Lineage: Eukaryota; Haptophyta; Isochrysidales; Noelaerhabdaceae. The annotation marks the transcript as partial. The record is from RefSeq and is a predicted model, not a curated record.
AUGCUCCGCGUGGCCCUCCUCGCCGCCCUCGCCGGGCGGUCGAGCGGGGACUACUACUCGGACAUGGGCCUCCGGCGUGACGCGAGCGCCUCCGCCAUCAAGAGCGCGUACCGCGAGGCGGCAAAGCGGGACCACCCAGACAAGAACCCGGGAGACCCGGACGCGGCAGAGCGCUUCCGACGCGUGGCGCGGGCGUACGAGACGCUGGGCGACGCGGAAAAGCGACGCCUGUACGACGUCUACGGGGAG